AUGUCUUCCAACGUCGGCCUCUCGACGCCCCGAGGCAGCGGCACCUCGGGCUACGUCCAGAAGAACAAAUCCCUCCUGAAACCCCGCGAUGCAGGGGCGCCCUAUCCCAAGGACUGGGAGCAGGUCAAGCACCGCCAGCGACAGCCCGACGCAGCUAUCCUCGAACACGAAGCUCGACGGGAGAUUGAGGUCAAAGUAUUUGAGCUGCGGGACAAGCUGGAAGAGGAAGGUGUCGACGAAGACGAGAUUGACGAGCAAUGUGCAGCACUGCGCAAGAAGCUAGAGGAUGAACGCAAAGCCGGCAAAAGCUUGGGGCCCAACGCGCGAAACCUCAAGUCGCAUCAGGUGCACGAUCUGGCAAAAGCAAAGAUUGAGGAGAGCGAGAGGUUGAGGAGGGCACUGGGCAUUAGUAAGGACUAUGAGGAGGGAAGCCAUUGGCGCAAGCAGGAAGAGCGGCUGAGGGACAGUCUGGCCCGCCGAGAUGGAGAGGACGAAAAGGACUCCAAGUAA
Molecule: messenger RNA, 510 nt
Organism: Westerdykella ornata
Lineage: Eukaryota; Fungi; Ascomycota; Dothideomycetes; Pleosporales; Sporormiaceae
Product: cwf21-domain-containing protein
Exons: 2
Coding region: 1-510 (169 amino acids)
Source: RefSeq, a predicted model, not a curated record